Messenger RNA from Aspergillus neoniger CBS 115656, 6966 nucleotides. RefSeq names its product putative SNF2 family helicase. The transcript is spliced from 6 exons. NCBI's taxonomy places the organism in Eukaryota, Fungi, Ascomycota, Eurotiomycetes, Eurotiales, Aspergillaceae. The record is from RefSeq and is a predicted model, not a curated record. Gene Ontology annotation, molecular function: methyltransferase activity; ATP-dependent chromatin remodeler activity; ATP binding. The coding region runs from base 424 to 6966 and encodes 2180 amino acids.
ACUCCCAUACCAAGCAGACCACUCUCAAAAACAACACAAUAUAAGCCCUCCAUAGUUCCUCGCCGUGCACAUCUCGCCAUGGGUUCACUCGUUUCCCAAAUCCCCCGUACAACAAAAACCGUCUCGUGAAGAUUCACAAACAAGCAGCACACCAUGGCGACAGCCAUUCACUAGUAGGAAAAGUUUUCAUAAGCCCACACACGGCCUUUCCCCCCAAAAUUUCCUCUGCCAUGUUUCUCUUGUGUUAUGUACUCUUCCUACCUAUCUCUCCUCCAUCUCAUCUUUCACUUUGUAUCUCCUCCACGUGACCUUUCUCGACCCUAUCUUCACCCUCCAUCACAGCAUUCGUUCAGUGCUUCUGAAGCUUCAAGUCUUCGUUUUGGUCGUUCGAACCUUCUCUAAAGAUUCUCUGUAGUCUUUCAAAUGUCUUCUUCUCUGAAAAGAACCUUGUCUUGGUCGUCGGAUCUUCCGACGCGUCCUUCGAAACGGAUGGCGCAGGAGAUGCCCGAAGAUGAUGCUAUCCUUUCUUCGGAUGAAUAUGAUUCAGACAUCAUGGAUUUUGAGCGUGACGAACCUGUCCAUCCUUCUAGCGAGGACGAGUACAACGAGAACGGUCUUAAUCUUAUGUUGCCUGAAGUAGUCAGGUCCCAGUUGCCAUGUGGUCCUCGAUCUCCUCGGACCCAGCUCGCUUUGCAUCUCCCUCCCCUCCAUGACCUCAACGACAUCUAUAAGUCGAUCACAGAAAAGGCAGUGGAGCUGGGAUUUGACCGUGUAUUGUCCCAUCUGGGCUCAAGACGCCUUCGCAUUGCGACUGUCUGCUCCGGCACCGAGUCCCCUAUUCUGGCUUUAGAAAUGGUUCAGAAACAUCUGCAGGAGCAGUUCAAUAUGACUUUCGAAUUCCGUCACAUCUUCAGUGCUGAGAUCGACCCUCUCAGACAGGCGUACAUCCAGCGAAACUUUCGUCCACCUCGCCUCUUCCGUGAUGUGAGGGAACUCAAUCGUCGUGUAGCUCAAACAGCGUAUGGGUCUUUGGAAAAGGUUCCCAAAAAUCCUGAUAUCUUGGUUGCCGGUUUUUCAUGCGUUGACUUCUCGAAUCUGAAUAACAAACGGAAAACACUUGAUGAUAAAGGUGAGUCGGGAGGGACUUUUUGGGCCAUUAUCCGGUACGCAAAAGCCUAUAGGCCUCCCUUGAUUAUACUCGAGAAUGUCAAGAGCGCCCCAUGGAAAAGAAUUCAGACGUACUGGCAGGACAUCGAAUACCAUGCCACUCACCUCGACGUCGACACAAAGGCAUACUAUCUGCCACAAACACGGGAGCGAGGAUACAUGCUCUGUGUCGAUAAGAAAGCCACGGACAAGGAUGAAUCUUCACGGUUCCAAAUAGGUCGUUGGUCACGCACCAUGACUGAAUUCAGGCGCCCCGCUAGCUCUCCAGCCGGCAUGUUUCUUAUUGACGCAGAUGACAAGAGGCUCGAACAAAUUGAGUCCGAUAUGGCGACACGCGCAAAGCUGGCUCGUAAACCGGUAAACUGGGACAAAUAUCAGGCCCGCCAUCUGUCUUACCGUCAGGAUAACGCUCUCGGUGACAAACGCCCAGUAAGUAAAUCGCAGGACGAUGGUAGCUGUCGUAUGCCCGACUUCUGUUGGAGAAAAUGGAUGGCGUCCUUGCCAGAGCGCAUUUGGGAGACUUUGGACAUGAACUUCCUGCGCAAGAUGGCAGAAGGUUACGACAUGCACUUUAAGGAGAGAUGCAUCGAACUCUCACAGGGGAUCGAACGUGAGAUAGACGUACGGGCCCCAGGAAUCGUUGGGUGCAUCACUCCAGCCGGUAUCCCAUAUAUUUCGACCAGAGGCGGCCCUCUCUGUGGUCUCGAGUCGUUGGCAUUGCAAGGCCUGCCCCUCGACCGACUUCUACUAACACGUGAAACCCAGCGUGAGUUGCAAGACCUUGCAGGAAAUGCAAUGACCUCUACGGUCGUCGGUGUAGCGAUACUUUCUGCAUUGAUCAACGGACAUAGGAUCCUAAAGCCAGGCCAAGGCGCACCCAUCGGAAAAGUAUCAUCUCGCAAAAACCACCGUGUUCUGCCUCAAGACGGUCAUAUGAUGACACCACAUGACAUACAGCUCACCUGUGCUGCUCGCACCGAUAUUUCGCAACUCCAGAUGCGGGCAGCAAGCAGUGCAAGAUACUGCGUCUGCGAGAGACAGACCAACAUAAGCUCGGGUAUCUUGAGAUGCACCUUAUGUCACCACACGGUCUGCUCCGAGUGUGCAGGUAACCCUUCACAUGCUUUCGAACGCUAUGAUGAUCUCCACCGCACCAUGCCGUUGGACUUUGUCAGUGAACUCAAUCGUGAUUUGCCAGCUAGAUUAGUGAUUUCUGGCAUUUCUUCAGAUUGUUAUGCGUCUUUGGCUCGCGACACGUCGCUGAAUUGUCCUGCGUAUGUCUGGAAAGAAUUUUUGGAUAUAAUUGAGCCAGCUGUAGGCGAUGAACUCCGGAUCCUGACUAUCAAGCGGAGCGAGAUCUGGACCAUCCAAUAUGAAGGCAAACACUCUUUCUUACGUCUGUUGAUCAGUGCGUCCGGCAUUGAAUGGAAUUUGUUUGCCAAACCUCCAAAGGACACUCCUGCACUUUGUCUGAUACGAGAGAUCCUGUCUAAGCCCAUUGCUCGCAUGAUACCUGUGUCUGCGUCACUUAUGGAGGGAAAUUGGGAAAUCUGUGGGCCUCUGAGCUCCAGACGGACGCUGUAUUUCUCCGGAUCUGGCGAGAAAGUCGAGUCUUAUGAAGUUGAAUGCGGCCUCAAUACUGCAGAGGUUGAUGGAACAGAUCGUUGGGCGGAAAUUCAAGUUGAAGGUCCCGAUUCAGCGGUGGCGGGCCUAGAGGCAGACAUCCGGGGGACGUAUGAUCUUCUGCCAGACUGCGGUACGGCACACGCUUCACUGCACAAAAGAUCAGCUGGUGAGUACGAUCGCCCGGUAUUCCUCUUCCUGGACCCGACGAAGCUCGGGGAUGCAAACAAAGAUUUCUUCGUAUUUGCCUGGGACCAUGAACGUGUUCGCGGUUACGAACAGAGAAAGACCAUCGCAGAGGUGUCCCACUCAUGGCGUUCACCCAAAGCCAGCGAGGUUCCACAGCCCGUUCACAUCUACUUCCGUCAAUGGAUUAGAGCACCCAAGGUGGCCCUGAACCUGUACCUCCCUGGCGCACCUAUCUCAUGCCAAAGGUUGAAUGAGGCGACCAACAUCACGAUUUCCCGAUCAGGGUGUCAUGAGGCUAAUAUUCCUUUGCUCUCGUUUAAAGCAGAACCAGCAGCCAUGGAGGUGCUUUGGAAGAAAGAAUCGUGGGAGAUCAUAAACCCAAUAGACUCACCAUCCUUGCUUCAGGACCUCUCUUGGCUCCUACAGAAAGCGGCAGUCAUCUCAGGCUUUGAGGACUGGAACGCAGUCUCUGACACUGACACCCCUGGUGAGGACGGUAACUCGACAUGCACAUGUGUGCCGCUGAAACCGCGCAUAAUAUGGGGCCGUGACAAUAGAGGACGGAUCAUGGCCUAUGAAGAUCCAUACGAUGCAGCUCUCUAUGAGCGCCAGGCGAAAGCAAGACCCCCGCCGUUCCUGAUCUUCCGAAAGAUCGAUGAGCAGGGCCUAGCUGACUUGCGCGUCACUCUCAACGUCCAGUACCUAUUGCAUCAGGCGUAUGAUAAGUUGGUGCAAAAUAGUAUUGUCAAAGACGUGUCGUUUCACUGGCGCCUGGUCCCGAAUUCGUUCGAUAGUAGAAACGCCAUGUUUCCCAAGUUCAAGCUUACAGACAACAAGUCUGACGUCGCAGUUCCACAGCCGCCUAACUUCCGUCUGGCUCUGCGGCCGGAGCAACUGAGAUCACUAUCGUGGAUGGUCCGGCAAGAAGAUGAUGAUGUCCCACCGUUCACGGAAGAAGAGACGGAGGAGGCGCUGCUUCCAUCGUUGAUGUGGCGCGCAGAGGGGCGAGUCACCAGUCAGAAGGCUAUUCGAGGUGGUGUCAUAGCUGAUGAUGUUGGUUACGGGAAAACAGCCAUCACCUUAGGCUUAAUCGAUACGCAGCAUGGAAGGGAGUAUCUGCCAACCCCUGCGGAAAUUGACGGGUUUAUCCCGUGCAAGGCAACUCUUAUUGUUGUGCCGCAAAUUAUGAUCCAGCAAUGGCAAUCUGAAAUCUCCAAGUUUCUGGGUUCUAGAUUGAAGGUCUUGGUAUUCGCACAGGCGAGUUCAUUCGCAAAAGUGUCCAUAAGUGACGUUCGGCGGAGUGACAUCAUUCUAGUAUCCUGGUCAAUCUUUAACAACCCAGCAUACUAUGAAAAGCUCCAGAAAUUCACAGGCACUCCUCAGGCUCCCAAAAAGGCAGGGCGAAAUUUUGACGCAUGGUUUAAAGACGCUCAAGUCGCACUGAAAGAGCAAGUCCGAAUUUUGACCAGCCAGGGUCCAAGCGCGCUUCUCGCGUCGAUUCGUCUUAAGCGACAAACUACCAAGGGUUCUCAAACACAUCUCACAUAUUGCCCGUCCCGGCGCCUCCGUGGUAGUCAGUACGUCAAAGGCAACCACGCGUCAGAACAAGAGGGCCAUGAGGUAUUGGCGGAGAUAUCGAGUGGUGAGGAUACCGAGACAGAAAGCGAAACCGACACCCAGAUGCUGAGAUCGAAAACGGACCAGUACCUCAAAAUCCAGAGUCAUGAAAAAGAUGAGUCGGUUGAGGAACCUGCAUUAGAAUCAGACGAUGACACUCAAUAUGAAGAUUCUACGACGGAGGACAAGCAAGUCCGACCAGGUCUUCCCAAAACAGCUGGCCGAAAGGCGAAAAAGUGGGACGAUCGAAAGGUGUUCAACAUAAGCAAAAGCAGAAUUCAGGAUUGGGGGGCCGUCAGAACCCCGUUUCUUCAUAUGUUCUCUUUUGAUCGUCUUGUCAUAGAUGAAUUCACAUAUGCAGACCCGGAAAGGCUCAGCCCGCUCCUCUCACUCAAAGCUCGAUCGAAAUGGGUACUGUCAGGGACACCGCCUCUCAAUGAUUUUGCCGACGUCAAUGGCAUUGCACCUUUUCUCAAUGUGCAUCUCGGAGUAGACGAGGAUGACCGUCGAUUACAAAACAAAUAUGUCAAACUGCGACUCAAGCAGCGCUCUGCUGCGGAAGCGUUCCAAUCGUUACGGGCACCCUAUAGCCAAAUCUGGCACGAACGUCGACACAAGUUAGCCCAGGGAUUCUUGGACCGGUUUGCACGGAGAAAUGUUGCUGAUAUUGACGAGAUCCCAUCGUCAGAGCACAUAAUUGUGGUCCAGCAAUCACCGGCAGAACGAGUAAUCUAUCUGGAACUCUGGAGGCAGAUUAUGACAUACAACCGCCAGCUCCGUCGAAGUGGCCGAGGAAGGUUCAGCAGUGACCAAGCCAACCGGUUGGACGAGAUUAUUGGAACAAGUUCAACGGCCGAAGAGGCGUUGCUCAAACGUUGCUCAUCCCUAGCGCUUCAUGGUCGAUGGAACGAAGACGGCGAGCCGGAGCUAACAACAUGCGCAUCCCUGAUCGCCACCAGGGAGGAACAGCUCAAUGAUCUCAAAGACGAAUUGAAUAUGGAAUUGAAGUUGGCAGCGUGGCUUUACUGCCGUUUUGAAUUUGAUUGUGAGCACCUUUACAAGUUCAUCGAAAAGUUCUUCGAGGACGAUUUCGGUGAUAUGGCCAUCACCCGAGAAGUUUAUUCUUUCUUGAGAAAAGCAUUCGAUGCAUCGGACGCUGAUGACUGGGUGUACUUCUUUGAUAUUCCUGAAGAGCAAGUGCCAGGCGAUAAAAGCAGCUCGUCUGAUGCAGAAAACGAUAGCGAGAGCAGUGAAUCGGUGGCCAACGAUGACCUCGAUAAUUCUUCCAAGCCCAAGGUCGCCAAGCAGAGCAACCAGCGAACCCAGGCCAAGAAAACCAGCGGCAGUAAGCAUUCUGGAAAUGACGACGAUGACACAGACGUUUCGCUUCCCAAGAAGCCCGAGCGAGCUUGCGAAGCCGAACCAAUUCUGAGAGAAGCCAUAACAGCCAUCCAAAGGCUCAUCGGGGAAUGGGCACUGCGCAAAAGCGGCAUUAGGUUUCUCUCAGCUGUGCAGCUUCUGCUAACAGGUGCUGGACUUCCGCAAUGCAAUGGUUGUUGCUGCGGGUUGCAAGGUAUCGAGGACACAAAUGUCUCAGGAUCGUGCGGCCAUACUCUGUGCAAGGAUUGCGCUUCAAAAACGUUGGCAAAAGAGGAGUGUAUUGUGUAUGGAUGUCACGGCCCAAUUAAGAAGUUCAAUAUCAUCGCAGGAUCCAUGCUCGGAGAGGAUAGCGUCGAUGAGAGUGCAGAAUACGGCGGCAGCAAGUUGGACAAACUGAUUGAGAUCCUCAACGGGAUCCCCAACGACGAGCGGGCCCUCGUCUUCAUACAAUAUCCCGAGCUCAUCAAAGUCGCGUCCAAGGCACUGGAUCUCGCCCAGAUAAAGCACACGGCGAUCUUAGCGACAGACCGCAAGUCAAUGCAAAAGAUCGCAGAGUUCCAAGAGGCAAGCUUGCAGGAAGACAAAGUGUUGAUCCUGAAUCUUGGAGGGGAGAUGGCGGCCGGAUUGAAUUUUCAAUCGGCAAAUCACGUUAUUUUUCUAUCUCCUAUGAACGCCGAGACACAGUAUGAUUAUGAGUCCGCAAUGACCCAAGCCAUCGGACGGUCCCGGCGUUAUGGGCAAAGGCGUCACGUUCACGUCUAUCACCUACUGGCCAAGCACACGAUAGACGUGAACAUCUUUCAACAACGCCGAGACAAGAUAUUGAUAGAAAGGGACGGCAAGGCCGAGCUCGUGGCUCACGGAGAAGCCUUGGAUGGUAAGGUGAUCAAGUGUGAGGGGCCGCCCUUGGUUUUUAACGACGCGUUUGAGUGUUUGGAAAAUCUCGUGCACACCGCAGCCCAGAAACAGGAUCAAGGGUAUGGAUACUGA